AACGUCAACUGUCAAAACUGUGACCUAUAAGUGGGGUUUAUCUGCGAAAAUCAAGUUGUCAGUUUGUUUGCCCUGUUUCAGGAUUUCCUUAAAUUCACUUUUCGAAAAGUAAGGAUUCGUAAGACCAUGCUGCAGUGUUACAAUAGGGGUUGUGGUCAAUUAUAUGAUCCUGUUCAAAAUACGGAAGAGUCAUGUCAACACCAUCCUGGAAUGCCAUUUUUCCACGAUGCUUACAAAGGUUGGACGUGCUGUAAUAAGAAAAGUGUUGACUUCACCGAGUUCCUAAAUAUGAAGGGGUGCUCUUUUUCGAAGCACUCAAAUGUUAAACCCGCUGAGCCUGAGAAGUUAGCUGCAACAAAUGUGGAAAAAGAAUUUGUACGAAAACCGAUACUAGUUGCAUUGGAUAGGCCCCCUUUUGAUACUGAUUUAAUUAAAAUUGAGCCGGAAGUGACUGCUGCGCUAAAAGAAGCAGUGGAUGCUUUGUUACCCAAAGCGGUGGAACCUGUUUCAAAGCUUGACGUAAUAGAAAAUGGAACAAUCUGUAAAAAUUCCGGAUGCAAGCAUUCUUACACCUCAAAGGAAGUGGAAGGUACAGAGUGCCAGUACCAUCCGGGCGCGCCUAUAUUUCACGAAGGAAUGAAAUUCUGGUCUUGCUGUAAGAGAAGAACCACUGAUUUCACAGUAUUCAUGAACCAACCUGGGUGCUCUCAAGGUAAACACAAAUGGAAGGAUGAUGCCACAACAAAAAAGACAUCAUGCCGGUUUGAUUGGCAUCAGACCCCAUCUAAUGUGAUAGUGGCGAUUUAUGCUAAACUGUACGAUUACGAGAAAAGUUCCAUUCUUAUGAACCCCAUACGCCUUAAAGUUGACUUGUUUUUCCCUGAUGAAGUCAGUGGAACAUUCAACAUCGAUUUGGAAUUACGAGGUCUUGUGGAUGUGGAUAAAAGUGCUGCGAAAAUGUAUCCGACCAAAAUCGAGAUAAUCAUGCCCAAAGCGGAGGCGUGCUCGUGGCCAGAUUUGAGUUGUGAGAGAAACCUUAGAACGGAUAAAGAAACAUUUCACAUUCGACAGGGGAAUUCUAUCUCACAUAAUGACUCUGACUCCGAAGUUGAUUUAGAUGACAUUAUGCCAUCACGGAAGUAAUUACAGCGCGUAUUGCAAAACUGCGACAAGCAUUUACUCGAAGUAUAAUCUUGCAAUAUUUCUAGCGAUUAAAUUUUUCGAAAUAAUUAAGACUUGUUUUUGCUUUUCGGUAUUAUUUAUUAUACUUGCAAAAAAACAAUAUUUCUAGAACCACUUGUUUCCUUUAUCAGUGCUACAUGUUUGCCCCUAACUGGGUUUAUUGAAAACUUAUAUACUAUUCUAAAUCUAUACUUCUAUUCUAAUUAACCCGUAUUACAUUACUAUAGUACUUUUUUUAACUUAUUUCUAUACCCUGAGAGAAGAAGAGCUUUUUAAUUACUUUUCAACUUAUUUGUAUAUCCUGAAAAAAGAAGAGUUUUUGAUUAGUUUUUUAAGAGGGAAUUACAAUUGCCUAGAUCCGAAUUCAAUGUAGAUUUAGGCAGAUUGCUCUUCCCAGUUAUUUAAAAGACUAAUCAAAAACUCUUCUUUCAGAAUAUUCAAUUGUUAAAAAGUUCUUCGUCUUUGAGGAUAUAGAAAAUGAGUUUAAAUAAGUAAUAUAGUAAAGUAAUUAGAAUAGUAGUAUAAAUUUAGAAAAGUAUGUAAGUUUUUAAUAAACGCAAUUAGAGCAUUGAUGAAGGAAACAAGUGGUUCCCGAAAUACGAAAAACAAGUUUUAAUAUUUCCAAGAAUUUUCUAUUUUCUAUACCUAUGAAUCAUCUUUGGGAAUCUACACUUCUGUGUUCCAUACUAAAUGUAGUAUAUGAUGUUUUCGAUAGUUCUGAAUAAAUAAUUAAUAUACGUC
This is a messenger RNA of Hermetia illucens (black soldier fly), 1923 nucleotides long. It is a transcript of the gene mora, whose product is annotated as cysteine and histidine-rich domain-containing protein. The transcript is spliced from 5 exons. NCBI's taxonomy places the organism in Eukaryota, Metazoa, Arthropoda, Insecta, Diptera, Stratiomyidae. The record is from RefSeq and is a predicted model, not a curated record. The coding region runs from base 127 to 1143 and encodes 338 amino acids.